AUGAAAACCAUCUCAUUGUCGAGGCUCUCGAUCUCGACCCACCUUGGCUCUCCUCCUUCUCCUUCGCUUGAAGACUUGAUCACCCUCGUUAGGUACAAGUACAACCGCUCGAGACAGAGACAGAUUGAGACUCGGAGACUCACCUAUAAACGAAUUGCUUAUGCAUGGGAUUUCCAAACGACAUUGCUAGAAUUCCAGAAAGUUCAGCAGCUCGUGACCGAGCGCGAGUCUGCUUACGCUCCAUCUGUUCCUCCUCCCUCUGCAACAACUUUCGGGUCUGAUGAGCAAGUGGCAUCUAGAAUGGCCCAGGAAUUCCAACCUUUUCUUAUGGAUCAGUGGAGGCAGGAGUUUGUGCUUCUAGAAAAUGAAAGAGAACAAGGUGUAAGAGAAGUAGAGGAACAGAGAGGACAAGCAAAUGAAAUAUUCAGGGAUCUUGCGGCUUUAGCUCGUGAGCAGGGUGUGGUAAUUGAUGAUAUUCAAUCGAACAUUGAGAAUUCCGCGGCUGCGACAAAACAAACGAAAGUUCGACUGGUUAAAGCUUCUAAAAGUACGAAAUCCAGAUCCUCAUGGGUAAGUAUCGAGCUCGACUAUCAGAUCAUGUUUUUCCUUCAUUUACCAUUGACGAUAUCGAUAGCCAGAUUGAUGUAG
Molecule: messenger RNA, 648 nt
Organism: Syzygium oleosum
Lineage: Eukaryota; Viridiplantae; Streptophyta; Magnoliopsida; Myrtales; Myrtaceae
Product: syntaxin-22-like
Exons: 5
Coding region: 1-648 (215 amino acids)
Biological process (GO): vesicle-mediated transport; vesicle fusion; intracellular protein transport
Cellular component (GO): SNARE complex; endomembrane system; membrane
Molecular function (GO): SNARE binding; SNAP receptor activity
Source: RefSeq, a predicted model, not a curated record